UGUAGCUGGGAGCGACAGCGGAGAAGCCAGUGCCCCGGACCGGAGUCGUGAAAGUGCUCCCUUCUUCCAGCCCGGGGAGGGACCCCCCUGUAGGGCAGAGACGGACCCGCCGGGAUGCCACGUAGGCCGCGUCUGAUGAGAAAUGGAAAUCUGGCUCAAAGUCAUCUUUCCUGUUGUUGACAUCACCUGAAAACUCCACUGGAAAUAUUUCCACUAGUUUGCUGCAAACAUCGCUCCCCCCCGAGGUCUCAACACCGUGAGCAGUGUACACAGACUUGCUGUUGUCGUCAACACUGGAAAGACUGAAGCUGCCAUCUCCAUAGUCCUUCUCCAGAGGUUGCCUUGCAAGACACAGCUAUAAAAUGUUCAUCAGAAAAAACUGAACUGUAGAUCUUUAAGACAUGGCCGGACCCCCCUGCAUCUUGCUGCCUACAAGGGUCAUCUCCACGUUGUCCAGGUUUUGUUGAAGGCAGGUUGUGAUCUGGAUAUUCAGGAUGAUAUAUAUUCCCUAAACACAGUAAGAGCCUUAAGAAUUAGUUGAAGAAUGACCUCCAGUGGCCUGGAGUGGGAUUAUUAUGAAUUUCAGCCGGUGGAGUCCAGCUCUGUAGAAUAUGCCACUCCGGGAGCUGACUCCUUCCUUCUCCCUGCCAAUACUGACAACUCUUACUGGGAUCCCAGUGCCAUCUCUGAGUGGUCAAUGAGUGUCCAUACAGCACACACCUCAGAAAUAGUCCAGGAGAAAAUUGUCCCGGUGAAGGAAAUCAAGGAUGAAAAAAAUAAGAGAAACCAGAAGAGAAAGGCUAGGAAGGAACCUAGAAGAUCAGACAGAGAGAAGGAGGGUGACCAGACAGCACUGCACCGGGCUGCUGUUGUAGGGAACACCGAUGUAAUAGCAACUCUGAUUCAAGAGGGCUGUGCUUUGGACAGACAAGACAAGGAUGGGAACACUGCUCUUCAUGAAGCUUCUUGGCAUGGAUUCAGUCAGUCUGCCAAAGUGCUUGUUAAAGCAGGAGCCAAUGUUCUCGCCAAGAACAAGGCAGGUAACACACCUCUUCACCUGGCUUGCCAGAAUAGCCAUUCCCAGAGUACUCGUGUUUUGUUACUUGGAGGAUCUCGAGCAGACCUCAAAAAUAAUGCAGGAGAUACCUGUCUGCAUGUGGCUGCUCGUUAUAAUCACUUGCCCAUCAUUAGGGUGCUGCUCAGUGCUUUCUGUUCUGUCCAUGAAAAGAACCAGGCAGGGGAUACUGCACUCCAUGUAGCUGCUGCUCUAAAUCACAAGAAGGUGGUGAAGCUCUUGCUGGAGGCAGGGGCUGAUGCAUCCGUUGUCAACAAUGCAGGCCAGACCCCUCUAGAGGUUGCCAGACAGCACAAUAACCCCGAGGUUGCACUCCUGCUCACUAAAGCAUCACAGGUGUCACGUUUUAACCGUGGGAGAAGCCUGAGGAAGAAGAGAGAGAGACUGAAGGAGGAAAGGAGGGCUCAGUCAGUGCCACGGGAUGAAGUAGUACAGAGCAAGCAGGGCAGUGUCUCAGCUGCUGAUGACACACCAAGCAGCGACCAGCCCCCAGAGAGGAAGAACAAUCUGAAGGAUAAACCCCGGUCAGCCUCACCAGAUCCCAAAGGGAAAAAGAGCAAAAAGAAAAAGCCAAAGGAAAAGGUUUCAGCACUCUCGGACCCCAUCUCCCCAGCCGACCAGCAGACACUCCCUCAGCCCCAGAAGAACGUGCCGAAGCGCAGAAGUAAACACCACUGCUCCUCUCCACCCCCUCCCCACGAGGUCCGAGCCUACCAGCUCUACACGCUCUACCGAGGAAAGGACGGGAAGGUGAUGCAGGCACCCAUAAAUGGAUGUCGUUGUGAGCCCCUGAUAAAUAAACUGGAGAAUCAGCUGGAGGCAACAGUGGAAGAGAUAAAAGCUGAGCUUGGGACUGUACAAGAUAAAAUGAAUAUUAAGCUGGGCCAGAUGGAAAGCAAAACUCAACAUCAACUCCGAGUUUUGGACAAGCUCAUGGCCGAGCGACUGUCGGCAGAGAGGACAGAGUGCCUUCACCGCUUGCAGCAGCACACGGAGCUGGAAAAGAGUGAGGGGGAGAAGCGGCAGAUUUCCUUGGUUGAUGAGCUGAAGACCUGGUGCUUGUUGAAGAUUCAGAAUCUGGAGCUCAAGCUUUCUGGAGAUUCCAGGUCAUCAAGACCAAAAUCAACUUUGUCCACUUGUGAGUCUCUCACUGAGACCCUGGAUACUGACAACCACCCCAACAGUGCCAAGGACUGUAAAGCCAACCAGCCCGUGCUGCAGUCAGAGGGCUCCCACCAGCAUUCUUAUAUCACACUUCCAAAUAGCCUCUUGGAAGAUGGGGGAAGGAGCAGAGUCCAGAUGCCAGAACAAAACUUUGGGCAACACUUUUGCAUUAAACAAGAUGGAGCAUUGGGUACAACCACAUCAGGUACAGAGCAACAGGUAGUAGCUGGUGGACCAGUUUCUUCUUCUGCCCCUGCUCAAGAUGUCAGGCCAAAGGACAAAGCUGGGAGUGCCAGCACGUUCCACAGGUUCCAGCAGGAGCUGCCCUGCUCUGAGCUUUCGGGCGCCAAAUUAAGACAUGUUAAAGUUCAAGCUGCUUUGCAGCCAGUGACUGAACCUGCAAAGACUGAACCACAGAGCGGCUGCUUCAUUGACAAAGGAACUCAGACGAAAAGGUCCAGCAAAAGUGGGCAGUCGAGGCACAGAGCUCUGCACCACACCGGGGCACAGCAGGGCCAAGAGCAGCAGCCCUCAGCCCCGCCUGCCCCUCCGCUCAGAGACACCUCCCAGGCCCUGGAGAUAACCCAGUACUUCUUCGAGGCCGUUUCCACGCAGAUGGAGAAGUGGUACGAGCGGAAGAUAGAAGAAGCCCGGUGCCAAGCGAACCAGAGAGCGCAGCAGGACAAAGCUGCGCUCAAGGAGCACAUCAAAUGCUUAGAAGAGGAGCUGAGCAAAUUAAGGACUAAAGUGCAGAAAGAGAGCUAGCACCUGCAGGCAGCUAACAAGCAACAGGACUCACUGUGGAACCUGCUGUAUGGGAAUUUGGAAUAUUGACAGAUAUUUGUAGUGCCUGUUUCAUCCAAACACAACACUCUAUUUCAGGAGUAGAAAUAACUUUGGAAAUUCCAUAACUGAGGAGAGUUCAUAUGCAAACUAUAUUGAUAACAAAAAGAUGCUGCAGAUUAGAUCCUUUCUUUGUUAUUUCCAAGAGUCUGUCAAUAUUGCACUCUCAGUUUCCAGAUGCUGCUUGAAACCAAACUGCAUUAGUAACCAAAACUGCUUUCUGAAAAGGGAAUUCCCUUACUUCCACACAGGACAGACUAGUGGGUUCUACUGUAUGCCACAUGUAAACAUGUAGUGUUACCAGUACUGAAAUAAAUCCAGGAUGUUUGAAAGUUUUUGACAGAAUUACUUAGCAAUGAAGGGCUAUUGAUUCUAUUUUAGAUACUCCCAGGGCCUCUCUCUAGUCAGUGGAGAGAAGCUAAAGAGCCCACUCCAGUUACAAGCCCAGGUAGCUGACAGAUGCAGGCUUCCAGCUGGGAGAGGGCAGGCAACCCUGAAGGGAGGUGCUAAGGCAAAUCAUCCCAUUAGGUACAGAGGCUUCAGCUACCACUUUGCUUUUCUCUUGGUUUUCCAUUAUUAAAACAAGUGCUAAAUCUGA
This is a messenger RNA of Vidua macroura (Pin-tailed whydah), 3680 nucleotides long. It is a transcript of the gene ANKRD6, whose product is annotated as ankyrin repeat domain 6. The record is from RefSeq and is a predicted model, not a curated record. Gene Ontology annotation, molecular function: protein binding; transcription cis-regulatory region binding. Lineage: Eukaryota; Metazoa; Chordata; Aves; Passeriformes; Viduidae. Gene Ontology annotation, biological process: positive regulation of transcription by RNA polymerase II. The transcript has 18 exons. Gene Ontology annotation, cellular component: cytoplasm; nucleus. The coding region runs from base 545 to 3004 and encodes 819 amino acids.